Molecule: messenger RNA, 480 nt
Organism: Angiostrongylus costaricensis
Lineage: Eukaryota; Metazoa; Nematoda; Chromadorea; Rhabditida; Metastrongylidae
Source: the annotation of a GenBank genome assembly
AUGUUGUCGUUGCUCCUAUGUUUUGAAUACAAGGAUCCUGUCAUAUCGAGUCACUCAUCGGGUGAAUCGAAAAGUCUUACACCAUCUCAUUGUGCUACACCAAAAUGGACUACACCGAACACACUGAAACACUAUCUUCUGUUAUACGACGUGACCGUUGACGAUGAGGCAAGAUCACUUGCUUUGUUCAAUGAAAUGUGCUCUGUAUAUGGAGUGGAUUCCUGUCAAAUAUUGCCCAUUGGAAAAGGAACGGCUGUUGAUGGACUGUCAGAUAUGUGUUGUGAUGCUGAGGAGUUGGAUGGAGUGUUGAAUGCAGGCUUGCGUCGCGCUCUUCAACACGCUACGGCUUCAGCGAUUGUUCAGCAAACACUCGAAAGGGAACCAAGUGCCCCUAGUACUGUUUCAACGAUUUCUCCUUCGUAUGCAGUGGUGCAAUCUGCAGUAACUUCUACGGAACUAAAUGGUUUCCCUGGUAAAUAA